Messenger RNA from Amborella trichopoda, 1895 nucleotides. RefSeq names its product P-loop containing nucleoside triphosphate hydrolases superfamily protein (gene RIN1). The record is from RefSeq and is a predicted model, not a curated record. Gene Ontology annotation, molecular function: ATP hydrolysis activity; ATP-dependent activity, acting on DNA; ATP binding. Lineage: Eukaryota; Viridiplantae; Streptophyta; Magnoliopsida; Amborellales; Amborellaceae.
UCAUUUUUAUUUCUCUCUCCCAAUUCCUGGAGAAAGAAAGGAGCUCGCCGACCUUCCCUACCUGCGCGUGUUUCAUACCCUAAAGCCUUUGGCGGGAGAGAGCAAAAUUCGUUCUCGAGCGAGAGAGUUUGAGCGAGAGGGGGUUUUUGUAGAGAGAGGAGUUUUUAGAGAGAGAGAGAGCAAGAAAAGAGGGAUGAUGAAGAUCGAGGAGGUCCAGUCCACCACGAAGAAGCAGAGAAUCGCGACUCAUACCCAUAUCAAAGGCCUCGGCCUGGACGCGAGUGGAAGGGCAAUAGCCAUGUCUGCUGGUUUUGUGGGGCAAGCAGGGGCCAGAGAAGCUGCGGGACUCGUGGUUGACAUGAUUCGACAGAAGAAGAUGGCGGGUAGAGCUCUUCUUCUUGCUGGUGCUCCUGGUACAGGGAAGACUGCUCUGGCUCUUGGGAUUUCUCAAGAGCUUGGAAGCAAGGUUCCAUUUUGUCCAAUGGUGGGAUCAGAAGUGUACUCAUCUGAAGUUAAGAAGACAGAGGUGCUCAUGGAAAACUUUCGUAGAGCAAUUGGCCUGCGUAUCAAGGAAAACAAAGAAGUCUAUGAAGGAGAGGUGACAGAACUCUCCCCAGAGGAGACUGAUAGUAUCUCUGGAGGAUAUGGUAAGAGCAUAAGUCAUGUCAUUAUUGGGCUCAAAACUGUCAAAGGAACCAAACAAUUGAAGUUGGAUCCAACUAUAUAUGAUGCUUUGAUCAAGGAGAAGGUUGCUGUUGGUGAUGUUAUCUAUAUAGAGGCAAACAGUGGAGCUGUAAAGAGAGUGGGACGCAGUGAUGCUUUUGCUACAGAGUUUGAUCUUGAAGCAGAAGAGUAUGUUCCCUUGCCAAAAGGUGAAGUCCACAAGAAGAAGGAGAUAGUUCAGGAUGUUACAUUACAUGAUCUGGAUGCUGCAAAUGCUCGUCCACAAGGAGGGCAAGAUAUUCUCUCUCUGAUGGGUCAGAUGAUGAAACCCAGGAAGACUGAAAUAACUGACAAGCUGCGGCAGGAAAUAAACAAGGUGGUUAACAGGUAUAUUGAUGAAGGAGUAGCAGAGCUUGUGCCUGGGGUGCUAUUUAUUGAUGAGGUCCACAUGCUGGAUAUAGAAUGCUUCUCGUACCUUAAUCGUGCUUUAGAGAGUGCGUUGUCACCCAUUGUCAUCUUUGCAACAAAUCGGGGAAUAUGCAAUGUGCGGGGAACUGAUAUAAGUAGUCCGCACGGCAUUCCUGUAGAUUUAUUAGACAGACUGGUGAUCAUCCGAACUGAACCUUAUGGCCCUGCAGAAAUGAUACAGAUACUGGCUAUACGUGCCCAGGUCGAGGAACUGCUUAUCGAUGAAGAAAGUCUUGCAUACCUUGGGGAAAUAGGACAACAGGCAUCAUUGAGGCAUGCUGUACAGCUGUUAUCCCCUGCUAGCAUUGUGGCCCGUAUGAAUGGUCGAGAUAACAUUUGCAAGGCGGACAUUGAGGAAGUGAGCUCAUUAUACUUGGAUGCAAAAUCUUCGGCUAGGCUUCUUCAAGAGCAGCAAGAUAGAUAUGUCUCAUAAUAAGAGACCUUGGCCUUGCUCCAUGUAACUAUGUUGGUUUUCUGAAGGCCGAGGCAGUCAUCAAAUCACUUGAGGCUUCACUCAAAAACUGAUGGGGAUUGCAAAUUCCAAUUGGUUUUGGAGAUGUGAGUGCUAUUUCAGUUUACUCGAGGCGAUUGUGGAGUGGCAUUUGUGCGUUACAUCAUGAUUAUUGUUUCAGGGGGUUAUGGUGUGUUUGAUGUCAUUACUUGCGCGGUAAUGAGCUGCUGUGAUCUUCACAGGCUUUUGUAGUGGUGAUUCUGAUGUGUUUUAGGCACAGUUGGAAACUUCAAUCAAAAAACCUUUACAUCAA